This is a messenger RNA of Trichoplax adhaerens, 813 nucleotides long. RefSeq lists its product as uncharacterized. The coding region runs from base 1 to 813 and encodes 270 amino acids. The record is from RefSeq and is a predicted model, not a curated record. The transcript has a single exon. NCBI's taxonomy places the organism in Eukaryota, Metazoa, Placozoa, Uniplacotomia, Trichoplacea, Trichoplacidae.
AUGGCUAAAACGUUCAACUAUAAAAAUUCUACACUAGCUUAUCAGGAUCAAGGCAAUGGAUUUCCGAUUAUUUUUAUCGGAAGUUAUUUAUGUGACAGAUCGAUGUGGAGAGAUCAAGUCGAACAUUUAUCUAAACGCUAUCGUUGUAUCGUAUUAGAACUAUGGGAUCAUGGACAGUCUGGUCACUUGCCAUCUGCAUCUACAACAUUAGAUGAGCUUACUGAUGAUGUCUGGGAGUUUGUAAGGCACCUUCAAUUGGAACGAUUUGCUUAUAUUGGUCUAUCGAUCGGCGGUAUGAUUGGAGCUCGACUAGCCUUGAAACAUCCUCAAGCGAUUGCUGUGUUGGGCUUAUUUAAUACCGGUCUGGACAAAGAGACUCCGGAAAAUUUAGCUGUAUUUCCAGCUCUUUUACAACAAGUUGAUGAAGCACAAGCUAUUUUUCCAGUAGCGGUAGAAAAAUUGUCGAUGGCCUUUUUCUCUCAAAACUCCUUCAUUGAAAAUGCACAGUACGUCAGUGAAUGGAUUGAAGGAUUGAUUAACAGUGAUACUAGAAAAAUACCAGGAACUGUUGCUAUUGGCCGUGCUGUCUUUCAACGGGCAUCAAUCCUUGAUCAAAUUAGUCAAAUUCAAGUCCCGACAUUAUCUUUAACAGGCGAUCAAGAAUUUAUAUUCCCUCCGGCGAUAGCGGAGGAAAUUGCCAGCCGUAUUAAAGGAGCAGCAUGUGUUAUCGUUCCAGGAGCAAGCCACAUUUCUCCUAUCGACAAUCCACAAGUUGUAAUACAAGCCAUCGAGGAACUAUUAUCCAAAAUAUAA